This is a messenger RNA of Rangifer tarandus platyrhynchus (Svalbard reindeer), 465 nucleotides long. The record is from the annotation of a GenBank genome assembly. NCBI's taxonomy places the organism in Eukaryota, Metazoa, Chordata, Mammalia, Artiodactyla, Cervidae.
AUGCUGAAGUCUGUCCCGCUGACCUCUGUCUACCACCCUUUCCAACCAUUCUGCUGCCUCCCUCCCACCACCCCUGCCUUCUGCUGCCUUUUUUACCUCUCUCUCCCAAACCUCUUACUUUCCUUUACUUCUGUCCCAUUUGCCUCUCUCUUAUCUGUGCCUGGAACCUGUAGGCAGCUUGCGUCGCCCUCUAUUAGUGCCUUGAAACAGCCGGGUCCCUGCUCUUCUAUCAGCGUCCCCGUUGGAGCUCUCGGGGUGAGUCCAUCAGCUCUUUUCUCUGCUGAGCUUGGCAGGUCGCCCCUGCGUCUGCACAGAGCGCAGCUGAGGGUGCUCCUCUGUCUUGAGGUCACCUCUGUGGACCCCUUUCCCUCCCUCAGCCCCCACCACACACACAGUGGCCUUGGAGCAGUUGUUCCGAAGUCUUUCCCGCCUUACUUCCCCCCAUGUCUGCUCUCACUUUGCUGA